Molecule: messenger RNA, 2332 nt
Organism: Leptopilina boulardi
Lineage: Eukaryota; Metazoa; Arthropoda; Insecta; Hymenoptera; Figitidae
Product: putative helicase mov-10-B.2
Exons: 10
Coding region: 122-2323 (733 amino acids)
Biological process (GO): regulatory ncRNA-mediated post-transcriptional gene silencing
Cellular component (GO): cytosol; P granule
Molecular function (GO): helicase activity; ATP hydrolysis activity
Source: RefSeq, a predicted model, not a curated record
CAUUAUUUCUUGGAACGACACGGAAGAUCAUCAACCACAUGGAAGAUAAAAAAUUUAAUUUCUUGUAAAUUACUGAAAAUAAAUUUUUAUUGAGAACGAGUAAUUAAAAAAAAAUUAAAAAAUGUAUUCGUCCUCGAGAAUUUCACGUGAGAGACAAUAUGCCCGUAGCUUGUUCAGUGAUAAAUUAGAAGAAAUUCCAAGUUAUAAUGUUCCAAAGGAACUUGUGGAAGUAUUAAAAAAUCUUUUAAAACCAAAUAUGAUGAAAACCAAUGAUAAAUUUUGGACAUGUUUCAUCAAAAAGUUGCCUGAAAUAAAUGAUAUUGACGAAUGUGAUUUCUUUGAAAUGUUUAAAAAACUUCUAUAUUUAGAAGAAUGUUAUAGUAAUGAUUCUUUGGAUAAUAAUUUAAAGAAAAAAAAUAUUAGAAUUAGUGGUGCAAACAAAGAUGGUCAUUUUACGAUAUGUUUGAAUAAAAAUGAUGACGAUGAUCUUUCAUUUUUAAAAGAAGGAAAUAAUGUAGAUGUUCAAAAAAUAGAAACACGUUUUAAAAUUGUGCAGAAACAUUCAUUUGAAAUUAUUAAAGUAUCACCGAGAGCUAUUAUUUUGGAAGCCCUUAAUUAUUAUACAUUCAAAAAACAACACACUCUAAAUGACGUUUAUUUUAUGGAACUCGAUUACUCCAAUUGGCCAAUUAGAGUUUGUCAAUUUGCAUUGGAAUUAUUAUUCAAUAGUAAUGGAUCAUUGAAUUCGUUUUUUCUUUAUAAUGAUUUAUUAGCAAUUAAAUCAGAGGUUCAUAUCAUAAAAUGGUUUAAUGAGACUGUGGCAAAAAAUCCCGAACAAAUUCAAGCAGUUAAAAGAAUUGUUGGACGGUCAUCGUAUCCGUCGCCUUAUUUAGUUUUUGGUCCACCGGGAACGGGAAAAACUGCCACAAUUGUCGAAGCAGUUUGUCAAAUAAAUAAAAGGGGCAAUAAUGUUUUAAUUUGUACUCCAUCAAAUGCUGCGGCUGAUGAAAUAACAAGGAGACUAUUGAAAUAUAAAAUACCUGAUGACGAUAUUUAUCGUAUGACUAGUAAAUCAGUCGAAAGAAAAAAUAUACCUAAUGAUGUCAAAAUUUGCAUGAAUUUUGAACGUGGAGGAAUUGAAUAUCUUCAUAGUUCGGAAAUUAAAUUUAAAAAAAUAGUUAUUGCAACGCUUGUUUCAAGCGCAAGAUUUUUGCGACUGGGCACAUUAAAUCAUUAUUUUAAUUAUAUUUUUAUUGAUGAAGCAGGACAAGCAACAAAACCGGAAACAAUGAUUCCAUUUGCCAUUACUAAAAAAAAUUUUGAUUGUCAAAUUGUUAUGUCUGGAGAUCCAAAACAAUUGGGACCGGUUGUUAUGACUAAACAUGGAGAACACUUGUUAGAAUUUCCAAAUUUUAUAACAAAACUCGUGCAAAAUUAUCGAAGUCACGAGACAAUACUUCGAUUGCCAAACGAUAUGUUCUAUGAUGGUGAAUUAGUUGCAUGCGCCGGGGAAAAUGUUAAAAUAGCCGAAAAUUGGACUAUUUUACCGAAAAAGAAAUUUCCCAUUAUUUUUCACGCAGUACACGGAUACGAAGAGAUAAAUUCAUUACACAGCGUCGCAAAUGAAGAAGAGGCAAAAAUUGUCAUUAAAUAUGUUGAAAAAUUACUCGAUGAUGGAUUUAAUGGUGUUGAAAUUAAUGAUAACAAUAUCGGUAUCGUGACACCAUUUAGAUCACAAACAAGCUUAAUUACAGAAAUUCUCAAUCAAAAAGAAUUAUUCAAUAUUGCUGUUGGAACUGUUGAAAGUUUUCAAGGUCAAGAAAAGGAUAUAAUCAUUGUUUCACUUGUUAGAUCUGCAGUCUUUAAACAUGAAGGAAAAUAUCACGUGGGAUUUUUGUCUGAUGAAAAGCGAUUCAAUGUCACAAUUACAAGAGCAAAAUCUUUAUUAAUUGUUAUUGGUCAUCCAAAAGUAUUACAAAUCGAUAAUUGUUGGCGAGCAUUUAUAAAAUAUUGUAAAAAUAAUGAUGCCUGUUGUGGCGAUAAUUUUGAAAUAACAGAUUCUUUAUCUGAAUGCGAAUUAAAAAUUCUUCUUAAUAACAGAAUUGAAGAGAAAAAAUCAAAAAAACAAAAAAAUAGUAAAUUACAAGAAGAUUUUACUUUAAAUAAGAUUGAGCAAAAAAAAGAAUUUCUUCAAAUACCCAAAUUCAAGUUUCAAAAUAGUAAUUUACAAAAAGAUUUUACUUUAAAUAAGAUUGAGCAAAAAAAAGAAUUUCUUCAAAUACCCAAAUUCAAGUUUCUUGGUUCAGAACUGAAACCCUUGUAGUUUUUAAGA